UGUCUUAUUAUUAUUAUUAUUUAUUUUAGGUGGGAGGGGGAGGAUUAUUAGAUUGAAGUUAUGAUUCAUUUUAACCAAAGGACCAAAAAAAAAAAAAAACUACUGAUCUCAACUCUCAAGCAUAGUUGUAAAAAUUGGAUUGGCCCGGAUCGAAUUGUUAUCAGCUGAGACCGAUCCACUUGUAAUGUAUAAUGGUAAAAAAAUCUGGUUAACACUUCACUUGUGCAGCCUUCCAAUACCAAUAUGAUAUCGGUGUGGUCUAAUUUAUUUACCUGAUCCAUAUUGAUAUUAUAUUGGUAUUGGUAGACUGCCCUCUUGAUACUCCUUGUGCGCAUCUCAAGUCCCACAAUGAAUGACUUUUCAUUUAACAUGAGCACAAAAAAAGUUGGUCCUAGAUAUAAUAACUAAGAAAAAAUGUCCUUUUAACUGAAAUACAUACAUAGAUAUAGAUAUGGGACGAAAGCAAGAAAAUGACACAUUUUAGGGGAGGUUUGAGAUGAUAGUUUCAAAUUAGGGUUGAAAAUAGAAAAGGGAGAUAUGGGAUUGGGAGAUAUCAUAAUUUAGAAGUUUCAUGAAAUUAUAUAAGUGGUUUAGUAGUAGCUUUCUUUAAGUAGAUGGCAAUAGUUUUAUCUAUAAAAAGGAAAGUCAAAAUUUACAAGAAGGAAUUGGCACUAAAAGUCUUUUGGUCUUUAGAAAAUUAAAAACCAUUAAAAAAAAGUGGAUUAAGCAUUGGGUGAGAGAAGCCUUGUGGGUAACCCAUCCUCCUCUAAUGUAUAAUUUGGAUAAUUUUGAUCUUCCAAGUCAGUCCAUAGAUGUAAAAUCCCAUCUAUUGUAAGCCAAAUGGUCUAUAGUGUUAAAAGCAAAAUCCUUUUACCAAUAUUGGCAAUUGGUAAUACCUUGACUCUAAGCAUACUUAAAUUUAAUUUAUGCUUUCUUAUAGUUGCUGCACUCUUACUUUGGUAACUAAAGUUUUAUUGUGCCUUUUUAUUUUUGUUUGCAUAAAAAUCAUCAGACAUGAAGCAGAGGUUAUUAUAAGGAAAAUUGUUGAAGAAGUGUUGACAAUAGUAAACAAGACACGCUUUCAAGUUGCAGCACACCCAAUUGGGUUAGAUUCUCACAUUGAGCACUUAAGAUGUCUGUUAAAUGAUGAAAUGAAUGCCGUUCGCAUCAUAGGGAUAUAUGGCUCUGGUGGAAUAGGUAAAUCAACUAUAGCGAAGGCCGCUUUUAAUGAUAUGUUUAGAAAUUUUGAAGGUAGCAGCUUUCUUGCUAAUGUUAGAGAGCUUUCGAGACCACCAAAGGGUUUAGCUCUCUUACAAAGAAAACUUCUCUCUGAUAUAUUGAAGAGAAAAGACAAAGACAUAGACAUAGACAAUGAGGACGAAGGAAUCAAUAUUAUUGAAAAACGUCUAUGCUGUAAAAGAGUUCUUAUUGUUCUUGAUGAUGUGGCUGAUAUGGAACAAUUUGAUAAAUUGUUUAGAGGGCAUGACUGUUUUGGUCCAGGAAGUCGGAUAAUUCUAACAACUAGAGAUGAACACUUGCUAAAUAGGCCAGAGGUGGAUGAAAAAUAUGCAGUCAAGACAAUGAAUCAAGAUGAAUCCCUUGAACUUUUUAGCUUCCAUGCCUUUAGACGAAAUCAUCCAUUUGAAGACUUUGUGAAUCUCUCAAAUGAUGUAAUACAAUAUGCAGGGGGCCUUCCGUUAGCUCUUGUCAUUUUGGGUUCUCAUCUUUACCAAAGGAAUCAAGAUGAGUGGGAAAGUGAAUUGAAGAAAAUAAGCAAGAUACCCAAUCGUCAGAUUUUAGAAAAACUUAAAAUAAGUUAUGAGGCAUUAGAUGAUAUCAACCAGACCAUAUUCCUUGAUAUAUCAUGCUUUUUCAUUGGAAAAGACAAAAAUUUUGUAAUUACAAUUCUAGAUGCUUGUGGUUUGGAGGGAAAAGCUGGAAUUAUACUUCUCAGAGAGAGGUCUCUGAUAACAAUUGAUGAAGAUAACAGGCUACGAAUGCAUGAUAUGAUUCGAGAUAUGGGAAGGGAAAUUGUCCGAGAACAGUUUCCUCGGAAGCCUGGAGGACGUAGUAGAUUGUGGGACAAUGACGAUGCCAUUGAUGUAUUGGUAAACCUCACUGGAACUGAUGCAGUUGAAGGCCUCCAAUUAGACUUGUAUCGAUAUAAUGUGGAAGAGUUUGGCCUAUUGACCAUUGAAGGAUUUUCUAAAAUGCCUAAUCUGAGAUUACUCAAAAUUGAUAUUCCAGAAUCCAGCAUCAAUAUAGAUGAGGAACAUUCUCUUCAAGAGGGGGCUUCUUGUUUCAGAAACUUAGUUUGGAUUAGUUGGGAAAGAUUCCCCUUCAAAUGUAUACCAAAAAAUUUUCAUCUAAGGAAGCUUGCUGUUCUUGACAUGCAACUGAGCAAUCUCACAGAAGUUUGGAAGGAAACCAAGAAUCUCACGAAGUUGAAAGACCUCAAUCUUAGUUCUUCUCACUACCUAACUUGUACGCCGGACUUCUCAGGGUUGCCGAAUCUUGAGAAACUUAUUCUCAGUGGUUGUAAAAGUUUGGUUGAAGUCCAUGAAAGUAUUGGUCAUCUUAAAAAACUUAUAAACUUGGAUCUAGGGCAUUGCAACAAUCUCAAUGAUAUUCCAAGCGGUAUUAGUAAAUUGACAUCGCUUGAAACACUUGAUAUUUCUUAUUGCCCAAAACUCAGGGAAUUGCCAGAGGGAAUCGGGAACUUGAAACGUUUAACAAUGCUUGAUGUGAGAGAAACAGCCAUACGAGAACUACCUUCUUCCUUUGGACUUUUAAAGAACCUUACAGUUUUCAGUCAUGCUUUGCGAUAUGGAAUAAGAAAUUCAGCAGUCCUAGUUUCAGUUUCUUUUGAUGGUUUUUGCUCCUUAAAGCAGUUAACUUUGGAAAAUUGCAAUCUUACAGAUGAUGAUAUACCUGAUGAUUUUUGGAUGUUAUACUCUUUGGAGUCAUUGAAUCUAUCUGGAAACUAUUUUGAGAGCCUCCCAUUUGGCAUUGGCCAACUUUCAGCACUUCAAACUUUGAAUGUAGGGUUUUGCAAGAGACUUCAAUCAUUGCCAAUGCUUCCAUCAAGUUUGAGGUCUCUUGAUGCAUCAUUUUGUGUGAAGUUGAAAAGCUUACCAAAUCUAUCAAACUUGAAGCAUCUGCUGAUGCUAGAUCUUUCAAGGUGUAAAAAGCUGACUGAAAUUGAGGGCUUAGAAGGUUUGAAGUCUGCAGCAAAUAUAAAAUUACAUAUGGGUGUCAAUUUGAAAAGUUUUGCCAAAGAGAAAAUCUUCCAGGGCACAUCUAUAAACAAUGUCUGUGACAUCUUUCUGGCUGGAGAUGAAGUUCCAAAGUGGUUUGACUUUCAAAGUGAGUCAUUUCCAUUAUAUUGUCAAGCAGUCAACCUCAUAACAAUGAGAUAAUACAAGGGUUGAUUAUAUGCAUUGUUUUUUUGGAACCCUCAAGUGGAUGGAUCACCACGUUGGCUAGAGAAACAGUUAUAUUUCUUAAUGAAUCAAAGAAAUUUAAAUGAACCCAUCAAAGUGAAAUUCCACUUGAAGAGAAAGAAAUGACUUGGUUGAUCAACAUACCAAAUUGGGUUUGGAAAUCAUUUGCUGGAUAUGGGGAUAUCAUCAAUGUUUCACUAGAGACAAGAUUUCAAAAUGAAGUUCAUGUGAAGAAAAUUGGACUCAAUUUCUUUUAUAAGUCAUUGCAUGAGAAUGUAUCUGAGGAAAAUUCCGAAGCAUCCCUAAGCAUAUAAUAUUUUGGAUUCUUCGAUUUGGAGAUAUUUGCGAAGCUUUGGAUCUACAUUGAACAAUAUAUUUUUCUUUGACUACAAUGGUGGAUCAACUAAAUCAACUAAACUUCAACCCUUGGAGCCAUGGAGGAUGGUUUUCGUUUUCUUCGACAAUAAAUCUUGUUGGUUGUGCUUUUGGUAAUUUUUCUUUCUUUCUUUUUUAGUUGUGAGGA
Macadamia integrifolia is the source of this 3966-nucleotide messenger RNA. RefSeq names its product disease resistance protein RUN1-like. The coding region runs from base 927 to 3419 and encodes 830 amino acids. Lineage: Eukaryota; Viridiplantae; Streptophyta; Magnoliopsida; Proteales; Proteaceae. Gene Ontology annotation, biological process: defense response. The transcript has 4 exons. Gene Ontology annotation, molecular function: ADP binding; protein binding. The record is from RefSeq and is a predicted model, not a curated record.